UCCCCAUAGUGAUUCGGCUUUGUGCACCAAAUGUCAACCUAAAAAUCGUGCAAAAAUUGUUAAAAAAUCAUUUUAAAAUGGAAUUUAACGUUUAUAACAAGUGUCGUGUGUGUUUAAGUGCCGACGAACAAAUGCACAACUUAUUCGACGCCUUUGACCAAGGCAUAACCUUACGUGAUAUUUUAACAAAUACGACAAAAUUCGAGGUUGACAAAGACGACGGUUUAUCGCCGUACAUUUGCCAGAACUGCUCCACAAUCAUCGUCGAUUUUUAUAACCUCAAAACCAUCUACGAGGAGAACGAGAGCCAAAUCCGGGCCCUCCUCUCCAGCUGUGAGUCGCAAUUGAGCGAAAGUGAGCCCCCGGACGACUUCAUCACAAUCAAAGUGGAAGAGGCAAAGCCCGAGUUCGAGGAAGUGGCCACGUUCACGUGCCCCGAAUGCGGGGAGAUUUUCCUGGACAAGGGGGCCAUUCAGUCGCACUUGGUGCUCACCCACAACAUCACCGUGAUCGACUUCGACGAGAUCGCGCCCCCCGCCGAGUGCAAGUGCAAGAUCUGCGGCGAAGUCGUCGACUCGGGGGAGGCCUACGCGGCGCAUCUGGAGACCCACAAGAAGAACGUCUGCGACGUCUGCGGGGUGGGCUUCACGAAGAAGUCCUACCUGAAGGACCACCUGGAGGUGCACAGCCCCGAGAAGCGCCACGUGUGCAACUACUGCAACAAGGCGUUCAAGAGGAGGACGGUGCUGGUGAAGCACCGGCGCAUCCACACGCACCCCCGGGCCCACAUCUGCGAGAAGUGCGGGAAGGCGUUCACGGAUCGGGGGACUCUGAAGACACACGACAUGUUGGUGCAUGUCCGCGAGAGGAAUUACGUGUGUCUCAUUUGUGGGGUGAAGUUCCCGUUGAAGGCCACGCUUGAGAAGCAUAUCAGGAGGCACCAGAAUAAGGAGCGCGAGUUUUUCUGCACGCAGUGCCCCCUGGGGUACAGGGACAAGUCGAGUCUCGAUAGACAUGUCUUUGUUAAACACAGUGGAAGGAAUGUUAAGUUGACGUGCGAUGAGUGCGGGAAGCAGUACACGACGAUGGGGAAUUUGGCCAAACAUCAAAGGGUGUGUCACAGGGGGGAGGAGAAAAUCGAGUGAAUUGAUAAAAAAUUUGUAAAUAAAAAAAAUUAUUCGAAAAACUUUAUUUACAAUUUUUUUCCCUCUGAACAUUGAAAAAAGAAGAAGCUUUAGUAUUCUAAAAAGUCAUUACGAAAACUACUCGUCGUAGAGCAUUUUAACCGGUUAAAAAACAUUUUCUAUGUAUUUACAACGAAAUUUUCUUUACAAAAAUUACUCAAUUUGCUCAUUCCCCCUGUGACAC
Messenger RNA from Tribolium madens (black flour beetle), 1368 nucleotides. Its product is annotated as zinc finger protein 714-like. NCBI's taxonomy places the organism in Eukaryota, Metazoa, Arthropoda, Insecta, Coleoptera, Tenebrionidae. Bases 78 to 1145 code for a protein of 355 amino acids. Gene Ontology annotation, molecular function: zinc ion binding. The transcript is spliced from 2 exons. The record is from RefSeq and is a predicted model, not a curated record. Gene Ontology annotation, cellular component: nucleus.